This is a messenger RNA of Microtus ochrogaster (prairie vole), 5582 nucleotides long. RefSeq names its product neurexin-1 (gene Nrxn1). The transcript is spliced from 6 exons. Bases 1356 to 2192 code for a protein of 278 amino acids. The record is from RefSeq and is a predicted model, not a curated record. Lineage: Eukaryota; Metazoa; Chordata; Mammalia; Rodentia; Cricetidae.
UAGAAGUGCCUAUGGCAAGUCUUCUCCCCCCAGAUUCCCCCUACAAAGGGACGAUGCAAAGGUAGAGGCACCUUGCUUCUCAGCGUCUGAACUUGUAAGGUGCUGCAGCUGCCCACUGAGGCCACCAGUUCCCCAGCCAGAAGACCGGCCGGCCGCUCUCCAUGGUACUGCGGAGAGCUCAGCUCCGCCCUUCUCUUUCAGAAGGACAGCACCCGGCGUCACGUAACCCAGCCUUCUCGGGUUUCACCACCGCCUCUUCCUUCCCCCUUUCCCUCUCAUCCUCCUCCUGCUCCCCCUGCUGCUCCCCUCCGUUGCAUGUUCUUCCCCUCCGCACUCUUGGAGAUAGACGCUCAAGCCUGACGCCUCGGAAAAAGGCAACAACAAUCGCCUUAUUCUUAAACCUCAGGAAAUUCGCAUUGACCGAUGCAUGCUUCAGGCUCUGGCUGGAGCUAAGGGAAUAACCAGGCAGAUUUUUUGGGUUCUUAUAAAAAGACAAAAUAAAAUAAAAAUGCAUCGCCAAUAUACAACCAAUUGACAUGCUGGCACCUUAGUGUGGCCUUGCAGAGGUGGAGAAAAUCGAAGAGCUGUUGGGAUUUGACUUCACCAUCUAGCAGUUUCUGGCUGUUUCACAACAGGGUUUGAGUCCUACUGGCAGGGUUGGUAAACAUAAGGUGAAAUCAUCCCGGAGACGCACGCACAAGAAAUUUGCCCUUGGCUUCGGUGGUGCUGGAAGCCCAUGAUAUGGCAGAAGAAGCAGGCAUCUGAUGCUUUUCUGGUAUUACUAGUGUCCUUUCUCAGUUUGUGCUUGGGGCCAACAUCUGGAAGGCCCUCAAGGUUCUCCAAAAUCCAAAGAUACUGGCGCAUUGUUGGCUUCCUGCCACUUCCUGAGAAGAGUGCGUGUUGCCUCUUCACUCUGCUUCCCUUUCGCUGGCACCACACCGGUGGUACAUUGCAGGUGUUGAUAUUGAAAGAGUGACGUGUUUUUGAAGCAACAGUUUUCCUUACUUUACAUCACUGGAUGCAAAUGGAUCUGUGAUUUUUCCUGAGCCUCGGUGACAAUCUUUUGCAGAGCGUUGCCUCCAAAGUGUCUCCUCCCUUUGGCCUGGAAGUUCUGUGGCUAGCCUGUACCACUGGGGUUUCUGAUUUCCUGUUGGAAGGGGACUACUGGGAGAGAGGAAGGGGCUGCUGGAAGAGAAGAAGAAGAAAAAAAGACCUAGAGGAGGGUGAGCCCCUCCUGUUUCCACCUGCCCCCUCCCCCCCACUCCUCUGCAGACCCCCAUUUCUCCGUGACGGUGUCCAGGACCGUUUCGACCCUGUCGCCCCCUGCUCCCCCCCGCCGUACCCCAGCCCCGAGCAUGGGGUCGGCGCUGGUUCAGCGCGGGGGCUGCUUUCUUCUAUGCCUGUCGCUGCUGCUGCUGGGCUGCUGGGCAGAAUUGGGCAGCGGGUUGGAGUUCCCGGGUGCCGAGGGCCAGUGGACACGCUUCCCCAAGUGGAACGCCUGCUGUGAGAGCGAGAUGAGCUUCCAGCUGAAGACACGCAGCGCCCGGGGCCUCGUGCUCUACUUCGACGACGAGGGCUUCUGCGACUUCCUGGAGCUCAUCCUGACUCGGGGUGGCCGCCUGCAGCUCAGCUUCUCCAUCUUCUGCGCCGAGCCUGCCACGCUGCUGGCGGACACACCAGUCAACGACGGCGUGUGGCACAAUGUGCGCAUCCGUCGCCAGUUCCGCAACACCACGCUCUACAUCGACCAGGCCGAGGCCAAGUGGGUGGAGGUCAAGUCCAAGCGCAGGGACAUGACGGUGUUCAGCGGGCUCUUCGUGGGCGGCCUGCCCCCGGAACUGCGAGCUGCAGCGCUCAAGCUCACCCUGGCCUCGGUGAGGGAACGCGAGCCCUUCAAGGGCUGGAUCCGUGAUGUCCGGGUCAACUCAUCGCAGGCGCUGCCUGUGGACAGCGGCGAGGUCAAGCUGGACGACGAGCCGCCCAACAGCGGCGGGGGAAGCCCGUGCGAGGCGGGCGACGAGGGCGAAGGUGGCGUGUGCCUCAAUGGAGGCGUGUGCUCCGUGAUCGACGACCAGGCCGUGUGCGACUGCUCGAGGACAGGCUUCCGAGGCAAAGACUGCAGCCAAGAAGACAACAAUGUGGAAGGUCUGGCACACCUGAUGAUGGGCGACCAAGGUAAAAGUAAAGAGUGAACUAAGAAUCUUUGAAAUGGACCUCUGGAAACUUACCUAUUUCUGUGUCUGUAUCUAGAAGCAAAAUUGAAUUCAAGAAUGUCGGUCAUCAUUAAUGCUUUGAUUUCUUUUGUGAGAAUUUUUUUUUUACUAAAUUCCAAGUACCCAGUUAGAGAUGAAUACAUUUCAUUUAAAGAAAAUAAGUAAAGAUAGAAGUGAAAAAGAGAGACAUUUGAAAAAAACCUCUUCAUCCUCCUGAUUUCUUCCACCAGAAGGUAACACUGGAGUCCCUUUCUGAUGGACCCUUCCCAAGUGGAUGUGGACCCUGAUCUCUCCCAGCUCAUUCAGGGUUUGGAAUCUGCAAAAUAUUUCACCAUUUCGGUAUGACAAAAAUGGCUAGGGGUUCAUGUUGUAUGGUAGCAGAAUCAUGAAGAAUGAAAUGAAUGUUUUCUCUUCAUGGUACAUCAUACUUAGGUCUGUCAGCUGGCUAUUCUGCUUCAAACUUGAGAGUCAAUAAUUUAAAUUUGUUUUAUGAUUUAAAAUGGAAAUGUUUCCCCUUUAAUUAAAUAUAAUUAAGAAUAAUCUCCAUUUUAAUGGAUUAUAGCUUUCUUUUGGAGAGCUCAUGCAGUGCCCAUGGAAAAUAUAACUGCUGCUGGCUAUAUGAUUCCAAAUAGUCUUUAGGGUAUUGCUUGUUAUUGAUUUUACAUUUAUUUCACUUGAAAGUUGUCAUUGGCAUUAUUUUUGGGAUCAAUAGUUAUGGUGAUUUAUUUUAUUUUUACUUAGAACCUAAAUUUAACAAUUUCCCUAGAAAUUUGGUGUUUUCCUCACCCCUGUCUAUGUAUGUAUGUGUAUGCACGAGUGCACUUGUAGGUGCAAAUGUAUGAGUGUCCUUGUCUUUGUAACUGUUCAGGUCAUUCCAACAAUUGUUUAUUUUUAAAUUUACUUAUUUGGUUUUACUAUAAUAGGUUUUCUGAAAGAAUGAAUGACUCUUAAAUCAAGAAAAAUAGCCAUAUGUUAUACAUGCAAAUCCAGCCAUAAUUGCUGGUCACUAACUGAGGGUAAGAGGCUAAUUAUAUCAGCUACAUAUUGAUGCUUUGAGGAAAGGCUUGUAUUUUCCUUCACAGCAUAGGAUUCUAAUUGUGCAUUUAUAUGUUUUGUUUUAUUUUAUGUCACCUUUUCCUAGUAGAGUGGAAGCUCCAUGAGGGCAGGCAGUUCAUGUUUCUGGUUGACCAUUAGCUAUUUCCAGGACAUUUCUUUUCUUACUGGCUCUUGAAUUUGCCAUUUUAAUGAUACCAGUGUAUACAAUGUGCCACUAUGGACGGGAAGGGAAUGGGUCAAAGUAUAAAAAGGAAGGGGUAAGAAGGAUGAGAAAUGUUGUUAGGUAUUCAGAAGAAACUAGCAGAAGAUUAUACAGGAUGUGUUUAUUUCUUCCUCUAAACUUCCUUUUGUCUUUUAAAUUUCAUCCCAAAGCUGUUGUUUGUCUAUCUAGCAAUAAACUUCAUUCUGAUAUCACGAUAUCACUUCCAUUUGCCUUAGCAUACCAAAGAGUGGAUCGCUAAAGAAAUGUAAAGUCAAGGUAUUAUUGUCUUUAAUUCUCAUGGUCUUUGCACAUAGAAGAAGAAUUACAGCCAACAAAUGGGUUCUGGGAAAAGGAAAAUUCAUUUUCUGCAGGGAUGAAUCCCCUGAUGGAUUUUUAAUGUCAUUUGUCGCCACAAGGAAAAAUAACCAAAUCUAUAGGUCAUGUGAUGUCUCUUUGAUUUCAUCUCUUUUUUUUUCUAAUUUUCUUAACUCUAGUAUACCACAGAAUAUUCAGCUGUUAGAAAAUUCCAAAUUGAAGUCUUGUAUUAUGAUAUGUCUAUUUUGUGUCUUAUAUAAAUAUAAAUCCUAUACCAUGUGUGUGAAAUAAUUCUUCUCUCGAAUCUAUCAAAUGAACAUUUAUUAUUUAUUCGUGAUCCAAGGUGUUUAGAGAAGGUCAAAGUUUUAUAAGCCGAACUCCGAAAUGUGUUUUCAUGUAUUCAAAAAUGUAUUACCUCUGUGGUAUUACUGAUAUUUAAGAUUCAAAUCAGAAUCAAUCCUAAGAAAAAUCAAAAUAAUUUUUCUCACAGUAAAUAGCCAGAUUCCUUAAUAAUUAAUUGAUAACAGCCCCCAAUCUUGUAGUAUUUAAAAACAUUUAUGUCCUUUCAUAUUAUUCUAUUAAACCCACUCAUAAAAUAAAUUUGAUAUUUGUAUAAGAGCUAAACUUCCUUGUGGUAUUUAUUUUCUUUCAUUUCUGUAAUAGUCCAGUCAGGCUGCUGUAACAAAAUGGUAUGGAUUAGGUUUGGUUCUAAACAGCAAUUCACAGCUUCAGAGCCUGGGAAGGCAAAUGUCAAGGUGUGCGUUCAUUUGUUGUGUAGAGAGGGCUGGCCCACUAGCUAUAGAAUAUCUUCUUUCUGUGUCCCUAAGUGCUGAAAGGUGGCAAUGGAGUCUCUGGAAUCUUGUAUUAAAUAAAACCCACAUUCCUAGAGGAUCCUCCUUGAAGCACAAUAAUUUCUCUAAAUCUUUGCUGCGUGCAUAUGACUACUGGGGAGACAGUGACAUUCAAAACUGGUGUUCUCCGUAGCUUUCCUUGCUGUAGCUCAGCUCUUCUUUAGCUACAGAGCACCUUUGGGCCAAACUUGGAUUGGCUCACCAGCCUUUGAUGUGCAAAUCCUUUUAGAAAUUCUAUGUGUACUUCACUGUACUUUCAGAUUUCCAAAUCAAUUAUAAAAAUGAUCUUAUUUACUUUGUAUGGAUCUUUAAGUCACAUUUUUCUAAUUUAGCUCCCUAAUACUAAGUUAUCCUCAUUGCUCAGAAGAGUGUAAAUUGUAAUAUGUUCUAUUGAAAUCGUGGGUUUUUUUUAAUAUGCGCCAGCUAAGGCGUAGUUUGUCUUCAGCUGUCUGUCACUAUGACCUGUGCCACUGCAAUUUGGAUCUUUCUUACAUCCACAGAACUGGGAAACAGCAGAACUUUAAGCAUCUACUCGGUCCAGAUGGCCAACAGAAGAGCUCAGUGUUGCCUCUCAGUUUAUCUUUACGUCUGUCUGCUCAGUCUUCAAUUAACACAAGUCACUUUGAGAACAUGUGUUUGUUUGACAUUUCUAUGAUUUAAUUUAUAUCUCUUUGUGUUUAUAAAUAGUAAAGUUGCAACUGUUUUCUGAAACUGUAGUUUUGGGUUGGUAAAUUCCCGAUGUCUUCAUAAACUCUCUUCAUAACCUUGUAUUUAAAAUACUGGUUAACUAAAUAAGAAUGAUACUAGAUUUGUAGAAAAUUAACCUCUCUUCUUGGAACAUAGAAGAAACUUUCCAUGUUAUUUGUGUGUGUGUGGGGGGAGUUAUACAACUAGAAACUUUCAUGCCUGCCUAAAAAAUGCUGCAAAUCACAUUUAAUUUUGUUG